Molecule: messenger RNA, 8342 nt
Organism: Pygocentrus nattereri (red-bellied piranha)
Lineage: Eukaryota; Metazoa; Chordata; Actinopteri; Characiformes; Serrasalmidae
Gene: grik5
Product: glutamate receptor, ionotropic, kainate 5
Exons: 21
Coding region: 1423-4563 (1046 amino acids)
Biological process (GO): modulation of chemical synaptic transmission; synaptic transmission, glutamatergic; monoatomic ion transport
Cellular component (GO): presynaptic membrane; plasma membrane; kainate selective glutamate receptor complex
Molecular function (GO): transmitter-gated monoatomic ion channel activity involved in regulation of postsynaptic membrane potential; kainate selective glutamate receptor activity
Source: RefSeq, a predicted model, not a curated record
UGUGAGAGAGUGUAUGCAGCUUGCGGUGCCCCUGCUGUGGAAUUACAGCAGGAGAACGGUGUAGGGGACCCGAAAGGAAGCAGUUUGGCGAGAGAACGUGUGUGGCAAGUGGAGGGACAGGCUGAAGCGUGAGAAGGCGACUGGCCGUCAGAGCGCCCGGGAGAAAAAGGAAGGGUCAGGAGAGAGGGAGAGGGAGAGUGUCAUUUUUUCGAAUCGCCACCUCAUUACAGGGGUCGUCUUCUCACGGUCUUACGCCAACCGCAGCCAGCCGGAGUGGAGCUUCCCUGUCUUCAGGCCUUCAAACUCGUCUGAAGGACCGCGGUUUGUACCGUGAUUGAGGCGUGAGUCUAAAAGCGGAAGCCGCUGUGAGAAUCUCCGCUGCGGAGGAUUUGAAGUAGAUAAAGGCUUUUGGAAGUCUGAAAGCAGCUUUGCUGUGGAACGCUCCCAGGAUUGGGCCCCGUUUGUUCGCUCGGCCUGGAUACUUGGAUCCUGCCGUUUUUAACCGUCUUAAGUCGCUUUUCUGGGGACUGCAGCCACCUUGCUUUGAUUGAGUGGAUACGAUUGUAGCCAAACACAGAUUUCCUGGCCACCUAGUAGAGAGAGAGGCCAGUCAUACACGACGAGCGAGGCUGAUAGGGGACGCGGUGCUGACCGGCCUGGACGCGUUAAUCUCGGUACAUCUUUUGCGUGAGUGCGUCUGCAAUGAUGGGCGAGGGAGGGGGCCAGAGGCUAACAGGGAGAGGCAGCUAAAUGCUAAACGUUAGCGCUAACCUCUGAGGCCUAGUGCUAGGUGUGUGUGUGUGCGAGUGGGCGAGUGAGUGGGUGGGUGUCGGUGGGUGAGAGGGUGACUGGGUGUGAACAAGGUGCGUGUUUGUCGACGUGUGCCGCCUUGAGAAUUAGCCAAAUUAGCCUUUCGCAAUAUUUCCCGCUCGGCAGAGAUAUCAUCCGCGGAGGAGGCCCAGAGAACAGGAGAAGAGGAGAAGAGAACUUCACGUCGAUCCCCUCACCUCUGCAGAGCGAGUUAGGCCUGAGAGAAAGUGAGAGAGGAGAAAGAGGUAGAAAAUUAGCACCCCUGUCUCUUCUGUGUCCACGGCGAGGGCUGGCAGCGCUGGCCAUUUCACUUAGCUGUGCUCUUUGGGCUCUUUUUAACGACUCCCUCCCCUUCAUACUGGAUUAUUACAACACCACUGCAGUUGAAAAGCAGCCGUUUCUCACCCUCCCCUUCAAAACCGAGCUGGAACAAGCCCCUCGGUCCUGCUGCAGCUGCAACUGUCCACUCCGUCCGACGGGAACUGCACCCACGUUUCUCGAGAGAAGCGAAUUGGCCGGUUAACACAACAACCCAAUGGCAUCCUGACGACGCUCGCUUCAGUCUGGGGUGCUAUAGGCAGCAGACGGCAUCUCCAUGAGGAGCAGUAGAAGAUGCCGGAACUGCCAGCGCUGCUGCUGCUGUCGAUUCACUUCCACAUCCUGCUAGUUACCGUGGUUACCAUGCCGCCCUCUGCCCUCAGCCAGCCCUCUGUCCUGUCGUCCGUACGGAUGGCGGCGAUUCUGGAUGACCGCUCCGCGUGUGGCCGUGGAGAGCGGUUAGCUCUAGCGUUGGCACGUGAGAACAUCAACAGCGUAAUGGAGGGACCAGCUCGUGCGCGAGUGGACGUGGACGUGUUCGAGCUGCAGAAAGACUCUCAGUACGAGACCACAGACACCAUGUGCCAGAUUCUGCCGAAGGGUGUGGUCUCUGUGAUUGGCCCCGCCUCCAGCCCUGCCUCAGGGUCUACUGUCAGUCACAUCUGUGGGGAGAAGGAGAUCCCUCAUGUAAAGAUCGGUCCUGAGGAGACUCCACGGUUACCUUACCUGCGCUUCGCAUCCGUCACUCUGUAUCCUAGCAACGAGGAUCUGAGCCUUGCCGUGGGAGCCAUCCUACGCUCCUUCAGCUAUCCAUCGGCUAGUCUGGUCUGCGCCAAGGCGGAGUGUCUGCUGCGAUUGGAGGAGCUGGUGAGGCGCUUUCUGAUCUCCAGGGAGACGCUGUCAGUGAGGAUGCUGGACGACGACCUCGACCCCACCUCCCUGCUCAAGGAGAUCCGCGAUGAUAAGAUCGCUACCAUCAUCAUCGACGCUAACGCUUCCGUGUCUUACCUGAUUCUAAAGAAGGCGUCAGAGCUGGGGAUGACAUCAGCAUUUUACAAGUACAUUCUCACCACCAUGGACUUCCCCUUGCUGUGGUUGGAUGAUAUAGUAGAUGAGCACUCCAACAUUGUGGGUUUCUCCAUGUUCAACACCACUCACCCGUUCUACCUGGAGUUCAUCAGGAGCCUCAAUCUGUCCUGGCGGGAGGGAUGUGACAUUAACCCGUACCCAGGACCAGCGCUGUCGUCAGCUCUGCUGUUUGAUGCAGUCCAUGUGGUGGCAAGUGCGGUGCAGGAGCUGAACAGGAGUCAGGAGAUCGGUGUGAAACCCCUCAGCUGUACCUCCCCGCAGAUCUGGCAGCACGGCACCAGCCUGAUGAACUACCUGCGCAUGGUGGAAUAUGAUGGUCUAACAGGUCAUGUUGAGUUCAACAGCAAAGGCCAGAGGACCAACUACACCCUGCACAUUUUGGAGAAACACAAAACGGGACACAAGCAGAUUGGUAUCUGGUUCUCUAAUAAUACCCUGGUCAUGAACUCCACCAGUCUGGACAUCAAUGUUUCUGAGACACUUGCCAACAAGACCCUUAUAGUCACCACCAUACUGGAGAACCCGUAUGUGAUGAGGAAGGUGAAUUACCAGGAACUGGAGGGGAACGAGCAGUACGAAGGCUUCUGUGUGGACAUGCUGAGGGAACUGUCUGACAUCCUGAAGUUCACCUACCGAAUCAAACUAGUGGACGACGGCCUUUACGGAGCCCCAGAGCCCAACGGUUCCUGGACAGGCAUGGUGGGGGAACUCAUCAACAGGAAAGCUGAUUUAGCCGUGGCUGCCUUCACCAUCACCUCUGAGAGAGAGAAGGUCAUCGAUUUCUCCAAACCUUUCAUGACGCUGGGCAUCAGUAUCCUCUACAGAGUUCAUAUAAGCCGAAAGCCUGGCUAUUUCUCCUUCCUGGAUCCCUUCUCUCCAGCUGUUUGGCUCUUCAUGUUGUUGGCGUACCUGGCUGUCAGCUGUGUGCUGUUCCUCGCUGCCAGGUUAAGCCCAUACGAGUGGUACAACCCUCAUCCGUGCCUACGGGAGCGCAGGGACAUGCUGGAGAACCAGUACACGCUGGGGAACAGCCUGUGGUUUCCAGUGGGAGGCUUCAUGCAGCAAGGCUCAGAAAUCAUGCCCAAAGCCCUGUCCACUCGCUGUGUCAGUGGAGUCUGGUGGGCGUUCACUCUGAUCAUAAUCUCCUCAUAUACGGCCAAUCUGGCUGCAUUUCUAACCGUGCAGAGAAUGGAGGCCCCUAUAGAGUCACCCGAUGACCUGGCAGACCAAACCAACAUCCAGUAUGGCACCAUUCAUGGGGGGAGCACCAUGACCUUCUUUAUGAACUCCCGCUACCAGACGUACCAGCGCAUGUGGAACUACAUGUACUCCAAGCAGCCCAGUGUGUUCGUGAAGAGCACGGAGGAGGGCAUCGCCCGCGUUCUCAACUCCAAAUACGCCUUCCUGCUGGAGAGCACCAUGAACGAGUACCACCGCAGCCUCAACUGCAACCUCACCCAGAUAGGGGGCCUGCUGGACACCAAGGGCUACGGCAUCGGCAUGCCUCUCGGCUCUCCGUUUAGGGACGAGAUCAGUCUGGCUGUUCUGCAGCUGCAGGAGAGUAACAGGCUAGAGAUUCUGAAGCGGAGGUGGUGGGAAGGCGGCCAGUGCCCUAAAGAGGAAGACCACAGAGCCAAAGGUCUGGGAAUGGAGAAUAUCGGGGGGAUAUUUGUGGUACUGAUCUGUGGUUUGAUCAUCGCCGUGUUUGUGGCCGUGAUGGAGUUCGUGUGGUCCACUCGGCGCACCGCCGAAACAGACGAGGUGUCUGUAUGUCAGGAGAUGCUGACCGAGUUCCGGAACGCUGUGUCCUGUAAGAAGAGUUCCCGUCUGCGUCGGCGGCGGCCCCUGUCCAGCUCAUUGGCCCUGCGCCACCCUGCUCGUGUCGCCCUGGGGGCCCCGCGACCCCUGCGGCUGGUCAGGGAGAUGCGCCUCAGUAACGGUAAACUCUACAGCGGGGCGGGACCUUUAACGGGAGGAGCCUCUGGAGCCGGGGCAGGUCCUUCCGAGCUGGGCCCUGGACCCCAGCGUCUGCUAGAGGACCCUCUGGGGGCCAGCAGCACGCCCACUGUGCCGCUGGGCCCCCCCGCGGUCACUGUGCCCCUCCCACGGGGCUGCACCCAUGUGCGUAUCUGCCAGGAGUGCCGGCGCAUCCAGAGCCUCCGGACAACCUCGUGCCCCCGUGUCCCGCCCUCCUCGGCGCCCCUCCCCCGCCUGGCCCCACCCCCGCCGCACUCUUCCUCCAACACAGACAGCGAGGGGGGCGGCAGCCACAGCCCAAGGAGGAUAGGCCACUCCCCUCCGCCGAGAGGCGGAACCAGUACAGACCUGCUGGGAGAGCAGGAAUGAAAGAGCGUGGGAGGAAGAGAGGGAGGAAAGCACGGACUGGGGGGCCGAGAGGCGGAGUUAAAGCCCUGAUUCAGAGGCUUCAGGACAGGCCGAGGAUUCUAGAUGCCAUUUUUAACCGAUGUCGUCACGUUUUACUGUGGUUUACAGUGGAAGCUUUUCUCAGGGGGCCAAGGAUUUCUUGCCCUGCCCCUUUUCGGGGCAGUGACGGUUCCCACGGCUCAGGAUGACAGAAUGUAGAGGGACGAGUCCGAAUGUUCUCUUAGCUUCACAGCCCUCCUCAUCUUCUGCUGCUUUCAGUCACGUUUUUGCCGUUUUGGACUUCUGGAAACACUUUAAAAGGUAGAAGGAAGAAGCAGACCUGGAAUUUGGGAGGGCGCGGGAAGCCGAAGACGAAUCAGUAGCACAGAGAUGCUGGACAACCCACUGGACUCUGACCUUUAGCCCCCUGGCACAAAGUCUCCCUCUCAACUGGACUUUACGGCUCCUCCCACAUGAGAGCACACCUUCGAUAGAGAGACGUCUAAACUAUGUGAAAUGUACUACAAUCUAAAAAAAAGAAAUGAAGGGACCGUCCUCUUAAAGACAUUCUCGCCUUUUUCUGUACUAUGUUUAUUAUUAUUAUUAUUACCAUUAUUAUUUUUAUUUACUGUGUGUUAUUUGAUUCCCCAGGCCAACUUUGGCCUGGCUAAAAUGAAGAAAAACAGACGUACACUAUUAAUACGGGGCAGAUAUUAAGGCUGAGCGAUUGUAUGUCAGGGCCUGAAUACACUGAAGAGAAAGUGAAUACACUUGAGAAAGUGGUGCACUGCGAAGUGACGUUGUUUAGCGCGCCAGAUCCAGUAGAUUUUAGCACCCAAACGAUACAAAUUUUAUCACCAAUACCGAUUUUAAGCAGCAAACAUUUAUACUAACUGAUAAUAAUUGCAAAUGGUCAAAAAUGAACCUCCAGUAGUUUUAGUUAGCCAGUGCUUGACUGACCGACAUGAUUGUCAGUUGCUGUGAAUUGUCAAAUAUGAUGUCACAUUUCUUCCUUUUCAUUAGGGUUUCUGUCCAUUACAGUUUAAAACAAGCUGUUGGUGCUUUAUUGGUAGGAUUUGUGCUGGUAGGAUCUUAAUAUCGGCCGAUUUUAUCAGGCAGGUGAAACAUCGGUUGACCCUUUCUGUUAGAGGUUCCACUAGCUCGACUGUUCAGGGACCCUAGACCACAAAUCUGUCAGAUUUUGCCAAAUAUGUUGUACCAAUCAAUGUAAGGACAAAACGCAAGGUUAAGAACACUGGUGUGUUUGCUUCCUCCUUUGUUUGUUAGUCUUCCUUUGGACUUGUUUUAUUUCAUUACUGAAAUACCUUUACAUUCGUUUCAUUUAGAUUUUUUAUUAUUCUUUUUAUUAUAAGUGCAGCAGUCAUGAAUUUUAUGGCUGAUUCCGAUUCUGAAUUCUCUAGAGUGUAAUUCGCCCAUGGCUGAAUUUCUGUCUUUUAUUAGCCUUUAUUAUUAUUCAAAGCUCACACAUUUCCCACACUUUGUCUUGACUAAUGUCACAGUGUAAAUAACAUUGGCUCUUGAAACCGGCAUUUUAAACUCUUAAACAGAGCCAAUUUAAAGCUGCACUAUGUAAUAUUUGGGGAUUUGGAGACCUCUCUGGCAGAAAUGUGUAACUGCAUGCAACAUGCGGAAGAAGCUGUAGCAUGGGUUGUGCUUCGGAUCUCUUCCCGAGCAAGUGAAAACGUGGUGAAGGGCGCGUCUCCUGAGGAAGUGAGUGAAUUAUCUGCUAUUGUCAUCACAUCCUCAUCAAUAAGUGUUGAUUUUGAGACUAACUGAGGCCUAAACAUCAAGCCAGACCUUCUUUUUGAGUCUGACGUUAAUAUGUAAAGACGUACGACGUGGUGUGAAAUGCUCCACCCAACUCCUCAGACUUUUAAAUGAUUAUUUCAGGCUGUACAGGGCGACUCAGUAAUGAUACUCCUUUAAGUUUUAACAAAAAAUCUUACAUAGUGCAACUUCAAAUAGCCUGAACUAAAUAAAAUGUGGAUGUGCAAGAGUAUCCAAAUUGCUGGAACAGAGCUGGGUCAGGGAACCAGUUGACAAACCCAGACAAGGAGUAAACAGGAAUGGAUACAGUGAGGAGGAACACUUAACACAAGGACUUCACUAACAAAGGCCGAUGCUGUGCUUACAUUAUGACUGAAUAAGAACAAUGGCAAACCGGAUAUUUCACUGUUUUCAGUGCGGGCAGUAGCGACGGUCAGUUCCACCAAAGUUUCAACACUUCAAAAUGUUAAAAUUUGGUAGCUGAAAAAAUUGAAUGUUGAUAUUUUUGGGAGCCGUGGAGGCUGAACAUCUCAGUGUUGACAUCCAGGUGCUCCCAGGGUUAUACAACAAACAUUAAAAGAGUAGUGUUCAAUUAUUUAUUUAUUUAUUUAUUUAUUUGACCCAAUAAACUCCCAAAUUAAGUCACUGCCAAUUUCAUCCUAGGUCACCCCAAAUUGUUCAAACGGUUACACCUCAAUCCUACCGCACCAUUCACUUCAGCAGACACUCUAGUUGUGUUUCAGCAGCAGUUUAACCAAUAUACAGACUUGGCUGGCUAGUCAACACCUAGUUCGCUAAAAGUGAGAAGUGGACAGUGAACACUGGGGAUUUCAAGACGGGUGGAGCUCAAAUACCUUUUUACUUCCAAAAACUGUCUCAUUUGGAGAGCUGGUGUGGCUGUAAUGAAGGAAUACCACAUCAAGUACCAUUAUGAAGUACUUCUCUGGCCGUUCUCUGGCCCACGGAUUUGUUGAGAGUUUCUAAUACCUCUGGUCUGUAUGGUCACUGUUUUAAUGAUGGCCCAUGACGUUGCUUGGAGGCUUCAGGUGGAGGUCUCAACAUCAUUGAAUGUGUUUUGAUUACUUGGAUGGUGAGAAGCAGAAACUUCAACCAACUUCUUUGGUGUGGAAGGUAUGGGAGAUUUUCCCGUGGGCUCAGAAUGAAGUGUAGUAGACUUUUCCCUUGAACCAGGGGUGGGGAACUCCUGCCUUGGAGGGCUGGAUUGCCGCACACUCGUGAGCAGUUAGUUAUCAGCUUCAGUUGAUAUGCUAGAGCAGGGACAUGGCCGAACUGUGCUGUCCCUCACCUUCCCAGGCCUACUUUAAACUUUCCACAGUAUUACUUUGCAUAUCAUUUUCAUUCAAAACACAAAGGAGAUUUUCUUGAGGAAUCAGUGUCCAUUCACUUCCAUUGAGCUUAGUGUAUCCAGGCCUUGCAUGAGAACAGCUGCUAUAUUAAUGAUGAUCUGAUCCAUUGAUAGAGACCCUGCAUAGAGACCCUCCUGCCUCUAGAGGGCGCCGUUCCAAAUAAAACCCGAAGACACAGCUGGGGUGAUGUUAUAUCCACACACAGACACUAACAAACGUGAUAAAUAUUGACCAUAUUUAGGUUCCCCAUCAUCUUAAUAUCUUUAGUUGGACGCGUAUAAGAAAUAAAGGCAGGACAUGAUAAAUAUCCAACAUUCCUGACGAGGUCAGCGAGGAAUCGACCCGUUUUUUGUUUGUUUUCGUUCUUUUCCUCUUUCAGCUUUCUGUUCUUCCCAGUUUCUAAACUAGUGUGUGAUGGGUUAUCAAAAUGAUGGUCAUGAAUAUUAAUAUGAUUCUAUUGUUGUUAUUAUAAGUAUUCCUACUAAAGCGCAGGAGUCAUUUGGGGGGGGGGGGGUCAUGGGUUAAACAAAGGGGUGAGUGACCACUACCGAGUGACCACCUGCUGUUAAAGCUAUUUCUUUGGAAUAAAGAACACAUCAAUCUGUC